AAAUGGAGUAUGGGUGGUACCGCAGAUAACUUAAUCUAAAUCACUUUUACAAGGGAUUUGACAGGUUUAUAUAAAUAGGGGCAAGGAUUAGUCUUGCAGUAGUUUCCAGUAGCAUUCAAACACGAACAUGGCAGUGCUGACUCUCCUGACCAUCGCCCUCUUUGCAGGCGCGGCCUACUCCGCCCCUCAGGCUUCUCGUAUCGUGGGGGGAACCGAGACUACUAUCGCCAACUUUCCCUCUAUCGUUGCGGUAGAAUUCUUCGGAGUCUGGACUGGUGUCUGGUCCCAGUCUUGUGCCGCCAACAUUCUGACUGCUCGUUACGUCUUGUCUGCUGCACACUGUUUCGAUGGCAUCUUCUAUCAACCAGAGAACCGUCGUAUCAGGGCUGGAUCUUCCUACCGUAACACUGGUGGUAUCCUGUCUUACGUCGAGGUUGAGUUCAACCACCCCACCUACGGUCUGAACGGUUACGAUGGUGACAUCUCCGUCAUUCGCCUGCGUACUCCCUUGGAAUACAGCCCCGUGGUCCAACAGGCUACCAUUGUCUCGCAAGGAUUCAAGAUCCCUGACAACUUGCCUGUCAAGCAUGCUGGAUGGGGUGCCAUUUCGCAAGGAGGACCUAUGUCUCCCGUGCUCCUGGAGACCACAAUCUUCACCAUCAACAACGAGCUGUGUGCUGCUCGCUACCAGACCUUGGACCCACCUUCCGUUGUUACUGAGAACAUGAUCUGCGCCGGUAUUCUUGACGUCGGUGGCAAGGACGCCUGCCAGGGUGACUCUGGUGGUCCUCUCUACUACGGUGACAUAGUGGUCGGUGUCGUGUCUUGGGGUCAUGGCUGCGCUAACGCGACCUUCCCCGGAGUCAGCACUGCUGUGAGCUCCUACACCGACUGGAUUGCGGCUUCUGUCCACUAAAUCUCUCUCGUCUAUUUUACUUAAUAAAUUACCUAAGUGUUUGAAACAUU
This is a messenger RNA of Spodoptera frugiperda (fall armyworm), 966 nucleotides long. RefSeq names its product trypsin, alkaline C-like. Gene Ontology annotation, molecular function: serine-type endopeptidase activity. Bases 128 to 916 code for a protein of 262 amino acids. NCBI's taxonomy places the organism in Eukaryota, Metazoa, Arthropoda, Insecta, Lepidoptera, Noctuidae. Gene Ontology annotation, biological process: proteolysis. The transcript is spliced from 4 exons. The record is from RefSeq and is a predicted model, not a curated record.